UUGCGUGGCAUGUUUACGACGUUCUGAUAAGGGUUAUCUCAAUCAGUGUAGCACGUGAUCGUAAAUAUGUACAUGUAUGUAUGAGAAGGACGCGACCAGGAAGUAAACAGUCGAUCUGGACGUAAACAACAAUGACGAGGACUCAUAGACGUAAACAACCAUGACGAGGACUCCUGGAUUUAACAACCGUAUGAAGACUUCUGCAUGAUAAGUAAAAGUAUUCAAAAUGACAGAGUCGAAAACAUUGAUGGACAGUAAGCGUACAGCUGCGAUAAAAAGAAAUCUUUCAGAAGUCGCAAAUACCUUACACAAGCACGUGGUAAGGAUUGGUGGGGAUCCUCCAUCCCCACAAAACGAAACUGGUAACCUUGGAGAUUCUGGAAGUGACCUUGAUCAAAUUGAGCAGCUAUGCAGUAGCGUUAUGACACUGUGCACCUUUGUUGAGAGUGUGUCCACAUCACAACAUGACAGAAUGAAAAAAGAACGUUUAGAGUUGUUGAAAAUUAACAUGGAGCGCACACAAGAGAUUGCAGAUUUAGAUCAGAUCAUAAAUGGUGACCCCAAAAAAGAACAUGCUCACGAAACAAUAAAAAGGUUGAGAAAAAGGUGUGAUGAUUUACAAAAGACUUCGACAAAGGAAAUUGAAAGAUUAACAAAUUCUCUAGCGAAGGUUACUGCUGAAAAAGACUAUUGGAUUAACAGAAUGAGCAGCAUGGCUGGCAAGAAAUUGAGAGACAAUAACCCAGAGGUGAUUGAUCUGAGUGACCCCAACCGACCCCUAAAGCUGGCGGAUAAGUUCUCCGAGCUGUACGAUAAUCAAUGGACUAGCGCCUCAGAACAUUUACAUACCACUUGCCAAAUGUCAGAAGAAACGGCCAUACAACAUCUCUCUUCGUUAACAAAGGAGUGUUACAGCUCUUGCUAUGAGAAGGCCAGACGACAGCUACAGUAUCUUCAUAAGAUAGUCUUGACUGGGACUUGGGAAGAUGACAUCGAGGCUUGUGAUUCAAAACCAGACAGUGAUAAGGCACCUCCUGUACCUCAGAAAAGCUCUUCUGCCGCAGGAAUGAAGACGUUGAAAGAUACAAGAAACGAAUUUGCUCAUAUAGCAAAAGAGCGUGUUAUCAAGGAUCUGCUUCCCGUCCUGAUCAAGUCAAGUGGUUCUGAACUUGAGGUGACCAGCAUGACGCAGUACCUCUCGGAGUGUAUUUCCCUGUGUUGGAGUAUGGUGGUACAGGACCCUCCUAUUGUGCUCCACUGGCCACUUAAGCAAGGAAGUGAUAUAAACAGGGACAUGUUUAAUCAGUACACAAAAACGGGAACGAAACUGAACUAUGAAGUGUGGCCUGCUCUUCUCUUACACACCAAUGGCCCAAUUCUCAGAAAAGGGGUAGUUCAACCGUUAUAAUGUUAAAUCCGUCCGCAUGUAUCAACCGUUGAUGGAGUGAAACACAAGAUUGCCUCCUUGAAUAUUACAAUGAAAACGCUUUACUAAUUAAUGUUUAAUAAAACGUGUAUUUUAUUCGUUAAAACUUUCUUAUAUAGAAACAUGUAGUCCGGACCUAAUUAAGGAUCCCCGUACCGCUGCCAAAAACUGUAACUACACACUGGAAACGGUUUUUGCCGGCAUGACAAUACUUAUGAUAAACCAUUUUGGAAAAGAAAUCCAAACAAUGUGCCGUUGUGGGAUUUGUAAGAAAAAUAACAUGGAUAAAAUGAACAAAAUAUGGUUAACAAUAGUGUUGCGAGUGUAACAACAGCAGCGGGGAUAGAUUGCGAUUCGAACCCUGGAUUUAAGAUUGUUAUGUUAUCCCUCUUACCGAUUGAGCUACCUGGGCAACGGAACUGUUUUGGUCCAACUGUGCUAGAGUUAUUUCCAGACGGAAAUCAUUGGGACGUUACUGUAUGUACGAAAUAAGUCAGAGCAAUAUGACAGAUAUCCUUAAUACGUGUGUUCCUGUCAAUAUGGAGAUGUCCGGAGUCACAAAGGAUGUGGAGAAACGUACUUAUAAGAAACAAUCACCUAAGUUACAAAUUCAUAUGAAGGAUUUGAUUUUGUUGGAUAGCAUGCCCUAUUAACAGGUUAGGUAAUUAAAGGACGUGCCUCCAUUUUUGUAAUGUAUGUAUGUGUGUAAGUAUGCUGAAAGCAGUAUGAUGGUGCACUUGGUAUGUCAUGCUUCCAUGUCAUAAGUAUGGUAUUACACACGUAUGAUUACACCUAAAGGUACUGCGAUUGGUCAAACCUUGAGGACAUAUGCCUACCGCACCACAGGUACUACUUUUAUUAACUUAACCACAUGAUACAUUUACUGUUAUUCUAAACAAUUUGACCUAUAUAGAGUGAGCUGGUAGCACAAUACUGUUUUUGAUUUUUUUUUUCAAAUUAUGAAUGUAAUGUGACAAAUAUAAUCUUACGUGGGUCGUAAUGACAUAUUGAUUUUAUAAAACUCGUUUAAUAUAAUAUGUUAGGUGAAGGUCAAUGCAAUCUACCAAUAAGUAUUGUAAUGUAAAUGGUUCGUGACAUGCAUUGAGCAUUGAGACUGGUCUUCGCUUUUCAAUAAUAAAGAAUAUGUAAAGUAUGAAAGACCGAUCCAGAGAAACGGGCGGAGGGGGUAACAUUAUUUUUUAUAUUUAUUUACUGACCCAUGACCUUCGUUGAAUUUGUUUCCCCUAGAAACUACUUCGAGAGACUUUGUUUUGUUUAUUUGAGAUUUACUGUCCUCGCGACGGUCGUUUGGAGACGUGUUCCUGCAGAUCGAUUUUGGUAUCUUCCAUAAGUUGAAGACAACUAUAAUUAUUAUUAAUAAUGCUUAACGGCCCAUCAACACAGGAUAGGUAAUUAGGGCCAACAAAUGGUCGACAAAAACAAAUGCAAGGGGUCACUUCCACGAUGUCUCAUUUAAUGUGCUCGCUCUAUUAAUGAGAGUUAUACACAAGGGCGACUGUUGAUUCGUGUACCUUUUAACCACGGGGCACACAACAGUCACUGCUUUUAUUGCCUUUCAUACAGUAAAACGUUACAAAUUCUCAGCGCUGAUUGAUGCAUAUUUUUUUAAUUUUCUAACAAGUUAUGUUUAUCUUUCAAAAACGUCAUGUACACAUGUACUAGUAAGUCACUUAUUGUAUUUUAUGUUGAAAAAUGUAGUUGUUGCAUAUUGUGACAUUUUAAGCAAAAAAUCAGUACCUAGCUGAAAUGCAACGGCAGUUAGAAAUUGUUGCGUUAUUAAAAUAUUUAUGUCGCAAUUGUGACCGCAGCGGGUCCUGACAGUCUACCUUAACUGUUCUGUUAAUUUACGAUAUCGAAAUAAGUACUGUAAUAGGUUCUCAUAUACAAUUUCCGUUUUGGUUACAUGGUUUGGUUUGAUUUAAUUUAGUUUAACGUCCUAUUAGGAGCUUGGGUCAUUUAAGGAUGCAGGAGACAGGGUAUGUCGGUGGUUACAUGGCAAACAGAGUGAAGGUGUACUGAUGGUUAAUGUCAUAACGUCAAUUGUGUAAUAAACCAUAAUUACGGUUAUUAACGGAAACACAAAAUUCCGGAAUCGAGGAUGGUUAUCCCCCCUCGGGCAAUAGCCAUCUGUUUCCGGUUGUGCAGACAUGAUCACAAUUGAAUCAACGCAUCAAGAUUGUCGCAGCACAUUAAGUAUUUGAAAACGCUUUUAAAGUAAAAUAUUCAUAAACCCACCCAUCCCCAACCUGGAACAAUGACAAUCAACUGUUUCCGUAAGAAAAAGGGUAUUCGUGCUACAUAUUUCGCAGAUAAGUUAUUUUAAGCAGGUUUCAAGUUAUUUGAUGUAGCUGGCAAGUAUUAUCUUAUACCUCAAUUAUUGAACUUUUAUCAUAAUUUACGGGAGAGCUGUUUUCCAGAAUCCUGUAGGAUAUAAUUUAGUGCUAGGUUUCUAUUUGACAGUAUUAUGGACAUUUCAUUUACUGUGAUUUAUAUAUGAACAUUGAUCUGUGUUAUUGUAAAUUGAAUACAUGUGUAGCUUGAUAUUUGAUAGCUGAUUUUGAAUUUGCUUGAUAAUUAACAGGGAGCUGAUACCCAGAAACUGUUAAUUAUUGAUUAACGGGAAGUUGGUCACCCUAAAAAUGUUAAUCUAUUGAUUCGCACAAUAAGCAAUGGUUUGUUGAUUGUGGUCUGUCAAAAUACACCCAUAUUGGCUUAUUGGGUCGACGGCCGUUUAGAAAGUUGUGACCAAUACAUCCAAUCAAACUUA
Molecule: messenger RNA, 4214 nt
Organism: Mizuhopecten yessoensis (Yesso scallop)
Lineage: Eukaryota; Metazoa; Mollusca; Bivalvia; Pectinida; Pectinidae
Exons: 8
Coding region: 227-1408 (393 amino acids)
Biological process (GO): mitochondrial protein catabolic process; mitophagy by internal vacuole formation
Cellular component (GO): mitochondrial outer membrane
Source: RefSeq, a predicted model, not a curated record